GCAGUCUGUAUGCAGUUGUUUAUGAGUUUAACUCAGACUUUGUAGAAGUCCAGCUCCAACUUAAAGCCAGAAAAGCAGGUCCCCAUCAGCCACCAUGCGAGAAUUCAAGAGCAAGGAGUUCUGGAGGGCCGUUUUGGCUGAAAUGGUCGGCAUGACCCUCUUCAUUUUUCUCAGCAUCUCCACAGCUAUUGGGAACAAAAACAACACCAACCCAGACCAGGAGGUGAAGGUUUCGCUGGCCUUUGGACUUGCGAUUGCAACGCUGGCCCAAAGUUUAGGCCACAUCAGUGGAGCCCACCUGAAUCCUGCAGUGACCCUCGGUAUGCUUGCAAGCUGCCAGAUCAGUGUUUUCAAGGCAGUGAUGUACAUUGUGGCGCAAAUGCUUGGCUCAGCCCUGGCUAGUGGCAUUGUGUACGGAGCACGCCCAAAUGACACGACUGCACUGGGGCUCAACUCUCUUAACGGUGUCACCCCCAGCCAAGGCGUGGGCAUAGAGCUCCUGGCAACCUUCCAGCUUGUGCUGUGUGUCAUUGCAGUCACUGAUAAAAGGCGGCGUGAUGUCACUGGCUCGGCACCCCUGGCCAUUGGCCUAUCGGUCUGCCUGGGACACUUGGCAGCUAUCAGCUACACCGGCUGUGGCAUUAAUCCAGCCCGUUCCUUUGGUCCAGCUUUGAUCCUGAAUGAUUUCACAGAUCACUGGGUGUACUGGGUGGGUCCAAUGUGCGGUGGCGUGGCUGCGGCUCUCAUAUAUGAUUUCUUGCUGUCGCCCAAAUUCGAUGACUUCCCUGACCGCGUGAAGGUUCUGGUGAGCGGGCCAGUGGGGGACUAUGACAUCAACGGAGGCAACGACCCAACCACCGUGGAAAUGACGUCAAAAUAGCUGCAAACAGUUAACCAUAUGUCUAUACUUGUAUAAAAAGAUAUAAAACAGAACAGAAAAGCUCUUGAAUUUAGUGUAUUUUAGCAUGUUUGUGUUAUUUUUAAUUACCAACAAGGAUUUUUUUUCUAUGGUUUCAUAGAGUCCCCUUCGAUUUCACUUUUCUUGUUGACCCAGUGCAAACUUUUCUAAACUGCUGGCCAAGUUUGCACAUUUUGGAUUGAAAUCUUAACAAAGCAGUGUGGAAAAUCUUUUGUUUCCGUAUCAGUAUUGUAUGUUGAGCCGUUUUUGUACAUUUCUAUAUAUCUGUAUCACUUCUUUUGGCUGACAUAAAAUGUUGUGUGCAAUGAAAUGUCUUUCACUUUUUUAAGUAAAAUAAAAUAAAACAGCAUAAAUAGUUGUAA
Molecule: messenger RNA, 1281 nt
Organism: Girardinichthys multiradiatus
Lineage: Eukaryota; Metazoa; Chordata; Actinopteri; Cyprinodontiformes; Goodeidae
Product: aquaporin-1-like
Exons: 4
Coding region: 95-880 (261 amino acids)
Biological process (GO): renal water transport; carbon dioxide transmembrane transport; hyperosmotic response
Cellular component (GO): membrane
Molecular function (GO): ammonium channel activity; glycerol transmembrane transporter activity; water channel activity
Source: RefSeq, a predicted model, not a curated record